CAGUAGAGUUGGGGUUAGUGCCGGGUUGAAUUCUAAGCAUCCUCGAGAACUGAAGCUGUGAAGCAGGAAUCGAGAGGGAGAAGGAAAGAUGAUAGAGGUGGUAUUGAACGAUAGACUGGGGAAGAAAGUCCGAGUAAAAUGCAACGAGGACGACACCAUCGGUGACCUCAAGAAGUUGGUUGCUGCACAUACCGGAACCCGACCCGAAAAGAUCCGGAUUCAGAAAUGGUACACCAUUUACAAAGACCAUAUCACCCUUAAGGAUUAUGAGAUCCACGACGGAAUGGGCCUCGAGCUCUAUUACAACUAAAUUCCCUUGGUUUUGUAUAUCCAUCUAAAACAAGGAAAAUGGAUUUGGAAGUUAGCUAUUUUCUGAGAAUUGAGAGAUGCAUGGCAUGCUUGAUGAAGGCUCGCUACUGGUUUUCUUUCCUUAUGUAAUAUGCCCAUGAACUUCACCAUGUUCUUCUCUGGUGUCUGGAUAUUCCUGACUCUAUAUACUUGGUUAAACUAUGGAUAUGCAGUACGCGGUUGUCUAUAACUGAUGA
Messenger RNA from Carica papaya (papaya), 545 nucleotides. NCBI's taxonomy places the organism in Eukaryota, Viridiplantae, Streptophyta, Magnoliopsida, Brassicales, Caricaceae. The record is from RefSeq and is a predicted model, not a curated record.